AUGUCCUACCCCAGCACAGGAAUGGAUGCUCACAUCAAGACAAUAGAACCCCCUCAACGCAGCGAACACGACCAAGUUGGCGACGAAAUCGAACACCUCAAGCUCAAACCCGCCGAAGCUGAAAUAGCUCGGUCCAAAGGCUAUCGAGAGAAGCAAUAUCUUUACUGUGAUCUGGCGGAAAUACUCCAGGACCUCAAACCAGGAAUGCGGAAAGCGUUUGGUGAAGAUUCUGAGGCGUAUAGGCAUCUACUUCUAGAAGAGAAACUGGUCUCUUAUCAGCUGACUGGCGUGAUGGUUCUUCGUCUACUCUGGUCAUCAAUCUUCUGGCUCGUGAUCCUGUCUCCAUUUCUCCUAUGGUAUCUAUUCUGGUAGCUUCGCCGUUGCGUUUUUCUACAUUAUUCUCCCUAUACCGUUCCUGAAAGAGUCUUACACCUAGUCUUGUACCUACAUCAUGUCAUGAUGAAACCGAACCUUUUGUAAUGUCAUGAUCUUAGCUUGUCCUGGGUCGAA
This is a messenger RNA of Desarmillaria tabescens, 510 nucleotides long. RefSeq lists its product as uncharacterized. The transcript is spliced from 5 exons. NCBI's taxonomy places the organism in Eukaryota, Fungi, Basidiomycota, Agaricomycetes, Agaricales, Physalacriaceae. The record is from RefSeq and is a predicted model, not a curated record. The coding region runs from base 1 to 372 and encodes 123 amino acids.